AUGACGGUUCAACGACUCUUCCCAAUUUUUCUUCUCAUCCUCUUGUUCGUUAGCAUCAAAUGUGAUUCGAUUGAAGAACCAGAAGGCAAUAUAAUCGGACUUGAGGAAUUUUUAUUAGAAUUGGAUCCAGAAACUAGCGAUAUUGUAAUGCAUUCGUACCAUCAUCCCAAGAACAAUUUUGAUAUUCAGAUUUUGGAACUUCUUGAAGCUCAACAGCAUCCAACACCAAAAGCGAAUCGAGCAAUGAGAAAAAUAAUGGAGAAGCUGCCAGCGUCGGAGCUCAAUAAGCUAUUCCAGAUCUACAAGCAAACUCGGGAUUAA
This is a messenger RNA of Caenorhabditis bovis, 321 nucleotides long. The record is from the annotation of a GenBank genome assembly. NCBI's taxonomy places the organism in Eukaryota, Metazoa, Nematoda, Chromadorea, Rhabditida, Rhabditidae.